Culex quinquefasciatus (southern house mosquito) is the source of this 494-nucleotide messenger RNA. Its product is annotated as larval cuticle protein LCP-17. Gene Ontology annotation, cellular component: chitin-based extracellular matrix. The transcript is spliced from 2 exons. Bases 136 to 465 code for a protein of 109 amino acids. Lineage: Eukaryota; Metazoa; Arthropoda; Insecta; Diptera; Culicidae. Gene Ontology annotation, molecular function: structural constituent of chitin-based larval cuticle. The record is from RefSeq and is a predicted model, not a curated record.
GGUGAUCUUGUUAGAUUUUAUGAGAAGGCAACCUGCUAUAUAAGGAGGUCCAGACGCGGUGUCUCGGCCAGUUCAGUUUGCCAUCGUUUGCCGAUAUCGUCCAGAAGUGCCGAAUCAACCUUAAAAAUCGUCAACAUGAAAUUUUUGAUCGCCCUCGCCGUUGCCCUGUUGGCCGUGGUUGCCUCGGAAGCCCGCCCCGAAGUGAUGGUCAAGACCCAGGAGCUGGACAUUGCCGCCGACGGAACCUUCAAGCACAACCUCGAACUGGACGACGGAACGGUGGCCCGUGCCGAGGGAGAUGCCAACAACGUCAACGGAUACUACAAGUACCCGACGCCGGAGGGUGAAACCGUCGAGGUGACCUACGUGGCAGAUGCGCUCGGUUACCAUCCCCAGGGCAAGUACGUGCCGGCUCAGCUGGCCAAGGUGCUGAACUACAUCCGUACGAACCUGAAGCCGGAAUAAAGUGGUGAUCGGUUGAUGGCACUUGAAAA